Colletotrichum spaethianum is the source of this 825-nucleotide messenger RNA. RefSeq names its product putative hydrolase. The transcript has a single exon. Gene Ontology annotation, molecular function: palmitoyl-(protein) hydrolase activity; carboxylic ester hydrolase activity. Bases 1 to 825 code for a protein of 274 amino acids. Gene Ontology annotation, biological process: protein depalmitoylation. Gene Ontology annotation, cellular component: cytoplasm. Lineage: Eukaryota; Fungi; Ascomycota; Sordariomycetes; Glomerellales; Glomerellaceae. The record is from RefSeq and is a predicted model, not a curated record.
AUGCCUCCUCGAAUCCCGACCCCAGAUGACUUCGCUCCCAUCCAGCCCGUUCUCCCCCUGUCCCUAUCCUUCCCAAACCCGCCCGAGUCCACCACCGCAAUCCUAGUCCUCUUUCACGGCCUAGGCGAUUCCGAGGCCCCCUUCGCCUCCUUCGCCAAAGCAAUGUCCCUGCCCGGCGUCCUCUCCAUCUCCGUCCGCGGUCCCUCCCCCCUACCCCCGUCCAUGCUCCCCGAUGACACUCCCUCGUCAGCAUCGGCAUCCGCCAGUGCCGGAGCAGGCCACUUCCACUGGGGCGACGACAUCACCUUUGACCCCUCCACAGACUCAAUCUCUCCCGACCCGGGCUUCUCCAAGUCGUACGGCCUCGUCGUCGAUCGCCUCAUUCGCGAGACCCUCAUUGCCCGGUGCGGCUGGGAACUCAGCGACAUAAUCCUCUUCGGCUUUGGCCAGGGCGGUUCUCUAGCUCUGGGCAUCGCCUCGCAGCUCCGCCUCGGGCCCAGAGUCGUCGACGUGACCAACGCGCCCGCGGAUAGACCAAAGGGGAAUGGCGACGCUCACUUUGACGGAAACACCCUCAAGGGCGUCCUCUCCAUCGGCGGGCCCUUGCCGCAGUCCAUGGUGCCCACCGUUAGCACGCGCGGCAAGUGCAAGACGAAAGCCUGCCUCGUCCAGCUUGACGAUGACGCAUUCGACGCCGUCAAAGAAGAGUUUCUCGAUGCCAGGCUCGUCAAAUGGAAGAGGAAGGACGUGGCUAUGCCCCGCGACCGGGAAGAAAUGUUUCCCCUGAUGAAAUUCUUUGCAGAGUGCCUCAAGAGUGGAUGGUGA